UCUUAUCACUUUCAGUGAAAAACUCUUCUGAUACGAUGAUGUUACUAUCAGUAUUAUUUAUUGCUUUCACUUUCAACCACUUCGAAUGUAGAAGGAUAGUCGACGAUAUUAGUAACGAUGUAGGUAGUAGCGCAGAGGAAAACCUCAGUUUUUCAACGGGGGAAUGGGUGAAGAUCAAUAAUCCUCCGGUUGUUGUUAUGAAUAAAAAAGUCGGAUCUCAUAUGGAACUUCAUUGCGAAGCAAUGGGCUCGCCGCCUCCCACCAUCGAAUGGUACAAAUCGAAUAGAAAAAUCACCGAAAAUGAGGCAUUCGAAACUAAUAUAGUAGCUAGGAAUCCAGCUUUGGCACAGGUAACGUCUCGAUUAGUCAUAAAUUACUUACUACCUCGUCAUCAGGAUAUUUAUCGAUGUGUAGCAGAGUCUGGUUCGAAGGUAGACACGGCGGCGACUAAACUGAUAGUUACAGAUGGUAGAGAAAUGAAUUUUACGCAAUUAUUAAAUGCAAAAAUUCUCGGAGCGCAUCAUUUACCUCGCGUAACUUUUUGGGCCAGUACAUACAUGGACGUUAUCGGUAAUGAUGUCGUUUUGCCUUGUAAAUACGUCGGAAAUCCAAAACCCAGCGUUAUUUGGGUAAAUCCUAACAGCAAAAUGAUCGAAAACAACGAGAAAUACUCAGUUUCUCGAGAAGGAGAACUUCGAAUAAGAUCUAUAGAAUGGUCUGAUAUGGGCGCUUACGUGUGUGCGUUAGAAAAUUCAGUUGGUGAAGACUCGAUAGAAACAUUUUUAUAUCCAAUGCAGGGUUCCAAAUAAUCGACAAACGAGAUCGACAAUUCUAGUCAAAUUUUCUUAAGGACUUCAAAAUCGUAUUGACUAUAUUUUUUUAAAUUAAUUUAAGUAUUGAUAGAUUAAUAACUUAUAUACUUAUUUAUAUAGAUGUAAAAAAUUCCAAUAAAGAGAUUUUAAGAAA
Messenger RNA from Diorhabda sublineata, 966 nucleotides. It is a transcript of the gene ImpL2, whose product is annotated as neural/ectodermal development factor IMP-L2. The record is from RefSeq and is a predicted model, not a curated record. Bases 36 to 809 code for a protein of 257 amino acids. Gene Ontology annotation, cellular component: neuron projection. NCBI's taxonomy places the organism in Eukaryota, Metazoa, Arthropoda, Insecta, Coleoptera, Chrysomelidae. The transcript has 5 exons.